CACCUUUUCCUCUAUAUGUGCGCGUGUAUAUUUUUUCUUUUCUUUUUUUAUAUUUUUAAUUUUUUUAAAAAAAUGAGUUAAAUCUUCCUGCUACCACCGCUUGUGCAUCCUAAAAUUCCUCCAGAUUGAGGGAGAGCUGGGACGCGGGCAUUCCUGCACCCACUGGCUGUACUUGGAGGGAUCUGGAGGGUUUAGAUUAUUUUUCCCCCUUGUCAAUCUCAUUUGGCUAACAAUCGCCUGGACUUACUACUUUUUUCCCCCCUCUCAUUUCCACCUAUAUUUUUUUUUAAAUUUAAUCAGAGCAAAUAAUUGGUUCCGAAGCACACUCGAAUCCGUGCAAAUAACCAGGUUAUCAUUUACUAUAUAUAGCCCAGCGUGCUUGCUUCCAGAGGUGCCUGAGCUUUCGUUGGACAAGUUUCCUGCUCACUCGCACAGAAUUAUUUGUUUAGAAAAAAGAAAUUCAGCUGAAUAAUGCCAAUCCGGUUGGAUUAUUUAAACUUGUGGUGAAGAGGGAGUUUUGCUUUCCCCUUUUUCUGCUCCCAGGACGGGUGGGCUUCCCUGACGUUUCCAGCGGCUCCGCGCCUGCUCGUGUGUGAUAUAAAACCCCUCACACCCUCAUGUCUAAGUCUGCCUCGUGAAUAUCUAUAUUUGUAUAUAUAAACAUACAUCAUAUAGAGGUCGCACACCCCCAGCCACGGUUAUUUUGCAUUUCACCGAAUGGAUUUCUUUAUGGGAAAAAAAAAAGAAAAAAGAAAAAAAAAAAAAAGCAAAAAAAAAAAAGCGCAGGAAUCUCCCUGAUAGAGCUUUAAAAGGAGGAGAAUAAUACAAAUUAACCUUCCAUUACUGCUGCAGUCAACCAUGACAGAAUAGGCCAGUUGCGUGGUUGGUGACGUCUCCGUGUCCUAUAGGAGCAAAGCUCGUGAGAUAGCAGCUAUCGCCUUGAACUCUCUUUAUUUUAUCGGAGUAUGGCUGACGGAAAUAAAUUCGAUAAACUUAUUUUCAUCGUUUUCAACUUGUCUUCAAGGUGUUUGAGAGCUAGUUUGGCACUGGAGAGCGGGGGAUUCGGCGAAGGAAGCUCGUAACAUGGCGGAUAGCGAGGAAGGCUUCGGGCUACCCAGCACGCCGGCGGAUUCGGAGGCCAAGGAGCUGCAGGCCGAAGGCAAGCAGGACACGCAGCUGGGGGCCACCAGCAAGUCGCCCACCUCACCCCAAGCAGCCUUCACGCAGCAGGGCAUGGAGGGCAUCAAGGUGUUUUUGCACGAACGCGAGCUGUGGCUGAAGUUCCACGAAGUGGGCACGGAGAUGAUCAUAACAAAGGCCGGGAGGCGAAUGUUCCCCAGUUACAAAGUGAAGGUCACUGGACUCAAUCCAAAGACGAAGUACAUCCUGUUGAUGGAUAUCGUACCGGCGGAUGACCACAGAUACAAAUUCGCGGAUAAUAAAUGGUCGGUGACAGGCAAGGCAGAGCCGGCCAUGCCCGGCAGGCUGUACGUGCACCCCGAUUCCCCCGCUACCGGAGCGCACUGGAUGAGGCAGCUGGUUUCCUUCCAGAAGCUCAAACUCACUAACAACCACCUGGAUCCCUUCGGACAUAUCAUCCUGAAUUCCAUGCACAAAUACCAGCCCCGGCUUCAUAUCGUGAAAGCGGACGAGAACAAUGGCUUCGGCUCCAAGAACACCGCCUUCUGCACCCACGUCUUCCCGGAGACCGCCUUCAUCGCCGUCACCUCCUACCAAAACCACAAGAUCACCCAGCUGAAGAUUGAGAACAACCCCUUUGCCAAAGGCUUCCGUGGCAGCGAUGACAUGGAGCUCCACAGGAUGUCCAGGAUGCAGAGUAAGGAGUACCCGGUUGUUCCCAGGAGCACAGUGAGACAAAAAGUGUCCUCGAAUCACAGCCCCUUCAGCGGCGAGACCAGGGUCCUUUCUGCCUCCUCCAACCUGGGCUCCCAGUACCAGUGUGAGAACGGGGUGUCCAGCACCUCCCAGGACCUGCUGCCUCCUGCCAACCCCUACCCCAUCUCCCAGGAGCACGGCCAGAUCUACCACUGCACCAAGAGAAAAGAUGAGGAAUGUUCCACCACCGAGCAUCCCUACAAGAAGCCCUACAUGGAAACCUCUCCAGCAGACGAGGACCCUUUCUACAGGUCCAGUUACCCGCAGCAGCAGGGACUGAACACGUCAUACAGGACUGAGUCGGCGCAGCGCCAGGCCUGCAUGUACGCCAGCUCGGCGCCGCCCACGGAGCCCGUGCCCAGCCUGGAGGACAUCAGCUGUAACACGUGGCCCAGUGUGCCCUCGUACAGCAGUUGCACAGUGUCUGCCAUGCAGCCCAUGGACAGGUUACCCUACCAGCAUUUCUCUGCCCACUUCACCUCGGGGCCACUCAUGCCCCGCCUGGGCAGCGUGGCCAACCACACAUCACCCCAAAUCGCAGACACCCACAGUAUGUUCCAGCACCAAAGCUCUCACCAGCCCAUCGUGAGGCAGUGUGGACCUCAAACGGGCAUCCAGUCCCCUCCCAGCAGCCUCCAGCCAGCGGAAUUCCUGUAUUCCCACGGCGUGCCUCGAACCCUGUCGCCCCACCAAUACCACUCGGUGCACGGCAUGGGGAUGGUGCCAGAGUGGAGUGAGAACAGCUAACCGGGGGGCAGGGAAUGCCAGAGCCACAGGGAAAUCCCAGCAAACGGGAGAAGGAAAAGGAAAAUAAUCCCCCUGUUGAUAACAAAGUGUUUUGCAAGACUCCUUGAAGUGAAUGUUCACCGCUAGCACUCAAGAGGGACGGACACUGACUGAACCCACGGCUGGAAGUCAUCGGCCUCGGUGUGACUUGCCCUGACCCCCCUUUGUUUUCUUUUCUUUCAAAAGAAAAGCCAGCAGCCCAGCACACUUCUGUCCCUCCAUGGUCCCUCCCAGUUUGUGUUGCUGCCACCACCCUUGUCCCUCCCCUGCCCUUCUGCUCUUUUUGUUCGCCAAGGGACACCAAACUCCUGCUGCCUUUCUCACCACGGUCAGAAUGCUUGAACAAGAACAAUUAGGAUGUUACUUUUUUUUUUUUUGUGGUGUUGAUGUUGACAAUGUUAUAUAAUAAAUAAUAAUAUAUAUUUUUUUCUUUCCAUUUUCUCAGAAAAAAAAAAAAAGACACCGGCCCUUUUUACCAAGGAUGAAUUUUGGAGUGGUGUUUCUUUUUUUUUUUUUUUUUUAGGUAGUGUUAGCUUUACUUUUCAACAGAAAGAGGUACUGAGAACCCCCAAAUAAAUAAAUUCAGUACCUACCUUACCCAGGCAUUGUCCCAAGAGUGAAAUUACUCCCAUAGGGAGCUGUGUUUCCUCACAAAUUCCCCAAAAUUCUCUCCAGGAACCACUCCAUAAACCAUUCCCUCAUCUCUUUUCCCACUUGUCAUUCUCUAACUCCUCUUCCCUUCCCAUCUCCUGGUCUUUCCUGGUCCCUCAGCCAUCUCUGACAGAAGCAUGGGGUUAUUUCCAAGCUUGCAAACAUCCCCAGCUUGAGUCCUGCUGGAUUUUUAGCAGCGUGUGGAAAGCCAGGCUCUGAGCCAGCUGCCACAGGGGGAGAGGGUGGAGAGGAUGCAGACGCUGAGAGGAAAAAGUUUGCUCACCAAAAUGAUGAUGAUGCUUGUUUGUAAUCCCAGGCUUUCAUUUACUCCUGUGUUCCUUUGCUUCCUCUCCAAAAGAAAAAAAGAAAAAAAAAAGAAAAAGGGAUUUCAGUCUGGGUGUGUGAAGUGAGAUAUUAAAUAAAUGUGUUUAAAAGGGGCAGAAAGUGAUCAUGAGAGGCUGGGAGUGGUGGAGGCAAAAAGAGAAGGAAAAGCAAAAUUGUGCAAGGAAAAAUGUCUAUUGCAGAAUAUUUCAGGUGUAAAAUUUCCUGGUCCUAUUUAUUUAUAUGUAGGAGUUCCAAUAACUCCAAGGAUGUCACAAAAGCAGCUGAUUUCAAGAGGUUCAAAUUUUUAUUGAAAUGGAAGUUUGCUCUCUUCUUUUUUUUUCCCUCUCCAAGCUGUGCACACUCUAUAUAAUUUACAUAUAUUUUUAAUUAAAAGUAAUUCUAAUUAACUAAAAAGCUAUACCUGCGUGUCAGCCUCUGGGAAUGUGGGGGAAUUCUGAUCUGGGAGGGAACACAGACUAAUGCCCAAAGCCAUGGAGCUAAGGAGAAAAACAUAAUCCCAACCUAGCUGUGCUCUCCCAUUUUUGUGUGCCAAUUUAUGGCUAAUAAAUACCACACACUC
Messenger RNA from Motacilla alba alba, 4237 nucleotides. It is a transcript of the gene TBX5, whose product is annotated as T-box transcription factor 5. Gene Ontology annotation, biological process: pattern specification process; cardiac left ventricle formation; regulation of transcription by RNA polymerase II. NCBI's taxonomy places the organism in Eukaryota, Metazoa, Chordata, Aves, Passeriformes, Motacillidae. Bases 1084 to 2643 code for a protein of 519 amino acids. The transcript is spliced from 10 exons. The record is from RefSeq and is a predicted model, not a curated record. Gene Ontology annotation, molecular function: DNA-binding transcription factor activity, RNA polymerase II-specific; RNA polymerase II cis-regulatory region sequence-specific DNA binding. Gene Ontology annotation, cellular component: nucleus.